CCCCGAAGCUUCGUGAAGAUUCCGGAAGGCUCCGGCCGGCUCUUUCCGCCGCGGGAGCUGCCCCGCCCCCGGUGCUGCUGCCCGGCUUCCUUCCUUCCUUCCCUCUUCCUUCCGCCGUGCUCCAGCGAGCUCGGCUCUCCCGGGCGGCGGGGCAGGAGGUGGCGCGGCCAUGUCGCUGCUGUGCUACAACCGGGGCUGCGGGCAGCGCUUCGACCCCGAGAACAACACGGAGGGUUCAUGCACAUACCAUCCAGGUGUGCCUGUUUUUCAUGAUGCUCUCAAAGGCUGGUCAUGUUGUAAGAGGAGAACAACAGACUUUUCUGACUUCUUAAGCAUUGUGGGCUGCACAAAGGGUCUCCAUAACAGCGAGAAACCUCCUGAACCUGUUAAGCCAGAAGUCAAAACUACCUCUGAACGAAAGGAGCUAGCUGAACUGAAACCCAAAUUUCAAGAACACAUAAUUCAGGCACCAAAACCAUUGGAAACAAUUAAGAGGCCGAGCCCAGAUGAGCCAAUGACAAAUUUGCAGCUGAAAGUGUCAGCUUCUUUGAAGCAAGCUCUUGAUAAACUGAAACUGUCAUCAGAAAAUGAAGGGAGAAAAGACGAAGAUAGUGAUGAAAUCAAGAUUGGGACGGCAUGUAAAAAUGCAGGCUGUUCGAAAACAUACGAAGGACCACACAGCACAGAAGAAGUAUGUAUAUACCAUUCUGGUGUACCUAUAUUCCAUGAAGGGAUGAAGUAUUGGAGCUGUUGUAAAAGGAAAACUUCUGACUUCAAUACAUUUUUAGCUCAAGAAGGCUGCACAAGAGGAACACACGUAUGGACUAAAAAGGAUGCAGGGACGAAAGUAGUUCCAUGCAGGCAUGAUUGGCACCAGACUGGAGGAGAAGUGACUAUUUCUGUAUAUGCUAAAAACUCUGUCCCUGAUCUGAGCUACGUAGAAGCUAAUAGCACAAUGGUAAAUAUCCAUAUCGUAUUUGAAGGAGAAAAGGAGUUUCAUCGCACUGUGAAGUUAUGGGGAGUGAUCGAUGUAAAGAGGAGUUACGUGAACAUGACCGCUACAAAAAUUGAGCUCACUAUGAGGAAAGCAGAGCCCCUGCUAUGGGCAAGUCUGGAGUUACCAGUAUCCAACACACAACCAAAAGAGGAGAGUUCAGAUAAAUAACAAUUCCAAGAGGCAACUUAUUUCCCAUGUUGAAGUGGUGACUUGCUACUGUAAUCAAAUAUUUAACUUUUAUAUAGAUUUUUUUUUUUUUUAUGCUAGUUCAUCUGUUCCCUUCUAGAAAGAAAUUUGACGCACAGUAAAUGGGGGUAUAAACUUGAAAGGGUUACAGUUAUUUCUGCUCUUGCUCCCAUGGGUGUGUUUAUGCUAGAUGCAAUGUCUCCAUGGGAAUUUAGAGUAAAACAGCUAUUGCCCUUUGCUUGCAGCCUUCCCUGCCAUGUACUGACUAUCCCAGUAGAUGUGCUCUCUGUUCACAGUGGGUGUCUUUGUUUUUUGGCUGUUCUGUUUAGAGUGGAUGCAUUUGAUAACCUGUGUUAAAUUCAACACUGUUAUGAAGCAUACAGUAAUGCAGAUAGAAAAAUCUGAGUUUGAACUAAUUAGCAUGCAAUUCCACAUCUAGAAUAAAAGGUUCUAUAACAGAAAUAUGAAGUUGUACACUUGUAGACUCUCACGUUCUGAAACGAAGGUUUGUUUCUAUACCUGUUGGCUAUAGAAGGAUGAAAGGAACAGUAGUCCAAGGAUUUCAGUACUUGCUGACUCCUGCUAUCUUUUCAUGUAUCAAAGCAGAUCAGGUUAAAAUUUUGAAAUAGGUGGCAAGAUGGGAAAUUUUUUUACUCCUUUAAAUUUGCUAUUUGAAUAGUUAAAUAUAAAAAAUGGACAGUGAAAUGUAUAACUUAGCAUUUCAGCUGUGAAGAGUAUGCAAACAGCAAACUAUUGUAAAAUUACCAAAGUGCUGUAUAUAUUUGACAGCCUUUAGAAUGUAUAGUCUGUCCUACUGUACAACAUUGAAAAUCUCAAGAUUAUUCUCAAAGUAGGUGGAUAUGUGUAGUAGAAGCCAGGACACGCUGCAGGUGUCUUGGUAAAACGAUUUUCACAUGGAUGUGUAUAUCUCUUGACUCUGACGAUGGUCAUCUAAAAACUGCGGUUAUGUACAGGACAAAUCUUAGGAGAAACAACAUGCUUUAAAAUGUUUGUCUCAAAUUGUGAUUGUACCUUUGAAUCAAAAUACUUUAAAACAAUACUGUAUCUUUUGAAGAGACUGUAUUUAGAAAUCAAGACCUUAGUUUUGUUUACAGUUCAUCAGUAAAGGUAGGUGGCUAAAAGCAGAGAUUUUAUUUUUUUUUUUAAUCCAAGCAGCAGCACACGGAGUAAUGUUGCUUUCUAUUUCUGCUUGGAAUAGUUUCUUAAUUUUGGCUUGCAGCUGAAAUAAAAAUGUUUUAGCAUAAAAGUAAUAAAAAAUGCACACCAUUAUUUAUUGUGCCUAAUCCUAUAUAUGUAAACAAGAGGUCUUGUUUAAAUGAGGUUAAAAAAGAACCAUAUUAAAAUGCAAGGAUGCUCAUCUGCCAGCUUUGGCAGACUGGAGUAGUGUCUGGAGAAACAUAGGGUGUAGUAAAGGCAUUCUGAAGUAAAAUACAGAUUUCUAAGAA
Messenger RNA from Catharus ustulatus (Swainson's thrush), 2649 nucleotides. RefSeq names its product cysteine and histidine rich domain containing 1 (gene CHORDC1). The transcript has 11 exons. The record is from RefSeq and is a predicted model, not a curated record. The coding region runs from base 170 to 1165 and encodes 331 amino acids. NCBI's taxonomy places the organism in Eukaryota, Metazoa, Chordata, Aves, Passeriformes, Turdidae.